Neurospora tetraspora is the source of this 986-nucleotide messenger RNA. RefSeq lists its product as uncharacterized. Gene Ontology annotation, molecular function: DNA binding. Gene Ontology annotation, biological process: regulation of DNA-templated transcription. The record is from RefSeq and is a predicted model, not a curated record. The transcript has 4 exons. NCBI's taxonomy places the organism in Eukaryota, Fungi, Ascomycota, Sordariomycetes, Sordariales, Sordariaceae. Gene Ontology annotation, cellular component: nucleus; chromatin. The coding region runs from base 95 to 829 and encodes 244 amino acids.
CGUUGCAACCAAGUCGUGGUCAUUUUUUCCCGAUUUUUUGUUUUCGAAGAACUUUCGAGUAAAGCCAAUAUCAUCCAUAUUUACUCCAAUCAAUAUGGCGCCCACCAAGCCCCAAUCUGAGGAGCAGCCCGUCAAGCGCGGCCGCGGCCGUCCCCCCAAGGACCCGUCCGAGAGGAAGACCAAGGCUGAGCCUUCUGGUCGCCCCCGUGGCAGGCCCAAGGGCAGCGGUGGUGUGAAGAAGGCUCCUCAGAAGACUGCUGCCAGCACCAUCUCUCGCCGCGGACGUCCUCCCAAGGCUGCGGCCACCCCCGUUGCCGCCAAGAAGAAGGCUGCUGCGCCCAAGGCUGCUGCGCCCAAGGCUACCCCCUCUUCCACUGGCAAAGGUCGUGGCCGUCCUCGCAAGUCCGAUGUUAGCGAGGCUGCCACUCCCAGCUCCAAGAAGGCUACCCCCAAGAAGAGCACGACACCCAAGAAGGGCGGACCUGGCAGACGUGGCCGUCCCCCCAAGGCUGUGACCGAGGAGUCUGCCGAGGAGGAAGAUGUCGAGGAAGAUGCCGCCAACGAGGAGGAUGCGGAAGAGGCCGAGAAGGCCGCCUCUGAUGCUGCCUCUGACGUCGACGAGGCCGCAAACGACGAGAACGACGAUUUCAAGGAUGCGGACGGUGACGUAGAUAUGGACUUGAACGGUUCGGGCCCUGGUGACGUCGAAGCAACUACUGGUGACGAGGUUCGUACGAGCACUGGCAACCCACAAGGCAGCUUUUCACUCAAUGGCAUCCUUGGUCGACUUUGGGCAAUGAGUCCGGAGAAGAACAAACAGAAGGAAUAGUGGAGGAGUCGGAGGAGCAAAUUUUGGACUGCAUAGUGGUUGCCCUGAGCUCGGAUCCUCCAGAACCACCGCCGUCAUCUCGACCGCUAUUCUUACCACCAGGGACCCCGGAACCACCACCGCGUAUAAAGCAAGAAAAAGAGCAGCAUUUUCUGUC